Echinostoma caproni is the source of this 864-nucleotide messenger RNA. The record is from the annotation of a GenBank genome assembly. NCBI's taxonomy places the organism in Eukaryota, Metazoa, Platyhelminthes, Trematoda, Plagiorchiida, Echinostomatidae.
AUGGUCAUCACGUUCGACGUUCGCUCAGGUCACGCUGGUGGACUGACAGCUUUGACCAAAAUGCCCUCGUGUAAUAUUUUGGUUCUCGGAGCACAAAAGCGUCUCCUGUCCGGAUUCAGUAAUACCUCGGUUCUCCCUCACACCGGGUACAUUUAUAAUAGUGAGUCAGUGCAAAAGCUCCCGCCGGAUUUACGCUUGAAAGCGGCACGUCUGAUAGCCAACAAAUUGGCUCUGGCCGCUCGUGUGGAUUUAUUCCACGAAGCCUCGGACGGAAACAUCGGGGAGAGACUUUUGCUUGAAGUUGAGCGCAAAUUUGACAAAUGGCAGGAACCCCCUCCCGUGAAAACGGUCAAAGCCCUUCCAGCUCCAAUCGAUCCACCGGCUAAAAAGCGUGGAGGUAAACGAUACCGGAAAAUGAAAGAGCGUCUCGGUCUGACCGAAUUACGUCGAUCAGCUAACCGGAUCCAAUUCGGUGAGAUCAGCGACGAUGCGUAUCAGAGCGAUUUGGGUUUCUCGUUGGGUUCACUCGGUCAACGAGGGAUUGCCGGUCGACUUCGAGCACCUCAGGCCGAUUCGAAGACAAAAGCUCGGGUAAGCAAAGCGCUGCAACAGAAGUUGUCCCGAUUUGGUGGGAUGUCCACGAUGCCAACCACGGCACUGGGUGCAACAACGUGGGGCGGAAGUUCGACUGUUCGGAAGAAUGUGGCUGGCACAUCCUCGUCAAUCGCAUUCACACCACUACAGGGCUUGGAGAUAGUGAAUCCGCAGGCGGCUGAGAAAUCUGUGGAGAUCGGGAAAAAGUAUUUCAGUGUGACGGCCGGAUUCGCGAAAAUUCAGUCGAAGAAAGAAGAAGGACCCACAUGA